This is a messenger RNA of Tilletiopsis washingtonensis, 1347 nucleotides long. RefSeq lists its product as hypothetical. The transcript is spliced from 5 exons. Bases 161 to 1258 code for a protein of 365 amino acids. The record is from RefSeq and is a predicted model, not a curated record. NCBI's taxonomy places the organism in Eukaryota, Fungi, Basidiomycota, Exobasidiomycetes, Entylomatales.
UCGAAGCUGCGACAUGCACCAAGAUGCAGAGCGCAGGCGAGGUGUCACGCUGCGAGCGUCGGCAGAGCCAUAAAAUGCCAGCUCCGGUGCUGUCCUCGCCGCUCGUCCGCACCUCGCUUCCGCACCCCAAGCUCUGCCUCUUCACCCCUCGCUCGCCGCCAUGGAAGCUCUACCUAGCUUCGAGCCUAUCACGCCUCCUCUCGUGGGCAUGCCAGCAGCCAGCACCGCUCCCAAGAAGCAGAGCGAGGGCUCGUUCGCCACCAUCAUCGUGGCCGUCUGCGUCACCGUCGCCGUCAUGGUCGUCAUCGGCGUGCAGCUCUACGUCCUCUGGCGCUCCGCUCGUCAUGCUGUGGCUGCUCCCCGUGCGCACGGCAGCGGCGCUGGUAUGAGCCGUCGUGGGCGGUCGCAGGGACUGAAGCAGGAUGAGAUUGAUGCGUUCCCCGUCAUCAAGUGGGACCCCAGCAUGGCUUCCGGCGUCGAUCUCGAGAGCGGCCGCAAUAGCAGCGGAACGACGCCGCUGGAUGACUAUGCUGCCGGCAAUCUCGCACUCGUGCGAUGCUCAUCGUCGCCCGCGGCGCAGGGCGCUAGCUCGGAGCCCGAGUAUACGCGAGCCGACGACAUCGAGGCCAACGCUGCCGUACAUGCGCUCUCAUCUCGAGCUGAGCCGCCGAUGCGGUCACGCCCCAUCUCCCUUCGCCAUGUCCCGCGCGCUCGCGCAUGGUCGCACCAGCAGUGCUCGAUCUGCGUCGAGGCGUUUGUGCUUGAUGAUGAGUUGCGCGUCCUGCCUUGUCCUGCGAAGCACAAGUUUCACGCCGAGUGCAUCGAUCGCUGGCUGCUCAAGCGCUCCGUCUGCCCGCUGUGCCGCACCGACUUUGCGCCCCCCGAACCUGCACUGCUCAUCUCAGAGAGCGAAGCAUCGGGCGUCGUUCUCGAGGAAGGACCAGCCAACGGUGUGACGCUCUGGGAAUGCGAGGCCGGCACUCCCGACGCUGCCACGCACCCUUGCGACAAGGCACCUCAGUCGCCACUGACUGCUUCGCGCCAGCGUCGCGACGGCGAGGACGGUUCACGUCCCACAGCAGCUGCGCUCGAGCUCGAGCUCGACGUCGAGCAGCAGGCGUCCUACGCCGCGCAUGACUGCCAGCAGAGCGCUCCAUCUGCCGCGGCCGCGACUGCCGUCGGCGCUGGCUCGGCAUCAGCUCAUCCCCAUGCUCCGCUCGUCACGCACCUUCCUCCGCUCUCGGUGGUGUCGGCGUAGCGGCGACUAGCAAGCGUCACGCUGGCCGUCGGCGAGCGCAUGGCAUGUCGGAGCCGCGAGCGGCCUCGCUUGACGCUGCGGGACCCGGC